UCAUUCAUUCAAAACAUGGACAAUUUCUCAAUCCUUAGCCGUUUGAUUUAUCUGACAAACUUUCCACGUAGGACUAUUGUCUUGAUCUUAUAACCCUCUUUCAUUAAUAUUCUCCUACAGCUUUACCCCACUUUCCUCUCUUUUCAUUUUUUCACUUCCUUUGGUUUUUAUUUUCAAUCCCUUUCUCUUCUCUCUCUCAUUCAUUAUUGUUCAGAUUUCUCAGCUAGCUUGAUUCAAUCUAUCUAUGGCUUUGCAUUUUCUUCUUCUCCUUUUUGCAGUUUCUCUUGUUGCAGCUGAUGAAGAUCCUUUUAUUGGAGUGAACAUUGGAACAGAACUCUCAGAUAUGCCACAUCCUACUCAAGUAGUCGCGCUACUCAAAGCACAACACAUUAGUCAUGUUCGAUUGUACGAUGCUGAUCAAGCUAUGCUCAUUGCGCUUGCAAAAACAGGCAUUCAAGUUGUUAUAACUGUCCCUAACGAAGAACUCUUAGCAAUUGGUCAGUCGAAUGCUUCGGCUGCCAAUUGGGUUUCUCGUAAUGUGGUAGCACAUUAUCCGGCCACCAAUAUCACUGCCAUUUGUGUUGGUUCUGAGGUUUUAACCGCAUUACCUAAUGUGGCAAAAGUUCUUGUCAAUGCAAUUAAGUACAUUCAUUCAGCACUUGUUGCAUCAAAUCUUGAUCGCCAAGUUAAAGUCUCGACACCCCUUUCUUCAUCCAUCAUACUUGACUCAUUUCCUCCUUCUCAAGCUUUCUUUAACCGAUCACUGAAUUCAGUUUUAGUCCCAAUACUCGAUUUCUUGCAGUCCACCGACUCUUAUCUCAUGCUCAACAUUUACCCUUACUAUGAUUACAUGCAAUCAAAUGGUGUGAUUCCAUUAGAUUAUGCACUCUUCAAACCUCUCCCUCCAAACAAAGAAGCAGUUGAUUCUAAUACACUUCUCCAUUACUCCAAUGUCUUUGAUGCCAUGGUCGAUGCAGCAUACUUUGCCAUGGCUUUUCUUAAUUACACAAACAUUCCGGUAGUAGUAACAGAAUCAGGGUGGCCGUCAAAAGGUGCAUCAAACGAGCCCGACGCAACAAUAGACAAUGCCAAUAAUUACAACAGCAAUUUGAUCAAGCAUGUCUUUAACAAAACAGGAACUCCUAAACAUCCUGGAAUCGCUGUUAGUACAUACAUCUAUGAACUCUACAACGAAGAUAUGAAAUCUGGGCCAUUGUCAGAGAAAAACUGGGGUUUGUUUGAUCCAAAUGGCGUUCCUAUUUACAUUCUACACUUGACUGGAUCAGGAGCAGUGUUGGCGAAUGAUACCAGCAAUCAAACCUUCUGUGUCGCAAAGGAUGGCGCUGACCCGAAGAUGAUACAGGCUGCGUUGGAUUGGGCGUGCGGACCUGGAAAAGUGGAAUGCUCUCCAUUGCUGCAGGGACAACCAUGCUAUGAACCAGACAAUGUGAUUGCACAUGCAAAUUAUGCUUUUGACAGUUACUAUAACAAAAUGGGAAAAACUCCUGAUGCAUGUGAUUUCAAGGGUGUUGCUACAAUCACUACCUCAGAUCCAAGUCAUGGUUCUUGUAUAUAUCCCGGAAGUCUUGGCAAAAAUAGCACAUUUGGAAACUUCACAGCACCAUCAAUGAAUUCAAGUUCAGAUUCUUCAGCCUAUAACAUCCACAGCUAUGAAUUGAGAAUUAGAAGUCUUCUAAUGAUGACAGGAUUUCUAAUACUAGGAGUGAUUUUGUUGUAGUUGGAAUAUAUGUUAAGAACACAUUUUAAUCAUUCAAAAAAUUUUGUGGUGGUGAUAAUGCUAGAAAUUGGGAAGUAUUAUUGGUAGCAUUGUGUUGUUUUGUUCAUUCAAUUUUGUACAAAAUCCAGCCAAAGGGUUUGAAAUGAAUGAGGCUUCAGCUAAAUCAUCAUUAUGAUCAUUCUUUUCAGUUAGAGUUAAAUUAA
Trifolium pratense (red clover) is the source of this 1941-nucleotide messenger RNA. Its product is annotated as glucan endo-1,3-beta-glucosidase 2. Gene Ontology annotation, biological process: carbohydrate metabolic process. The coding region runs from base 245 to 1738 and encodes 497 amino acids. Gene Ontology annotation, molecular function: hydrolase activity, hydrolyzing O-glycosyl compounds. The transcript has 4 exons. Gene Ontology annotation, cellular component: plasma membrane. The record is from RefSeq and is a predicted model, not a curated record. Lineage: Eukaryota; Viridiplantae; Streptophyta; Magnoliopsida; Fabales; Fabaceae.